Molecule: messenger RNA, 1860 nt
Organism: Danaus plexippus (monarch butterfly)
Lineage: Eukaryota; Metazoa; Arthropoda; Insecta; Lepidoptera; Nymphalidae
Product: glutamate receptor 1-like
Exons: 10
Coding region: 39-1670 (543 amino acids)
Cellular component (GO): membrane
Molecular function (GO): ligand-gated monoatomic ion channel activity
Source: RefSeq, a predicted model, not a curated record
CGUAUAAGUCUUGGCAUAAAAAUAACCUACAGGAUCACAUGCUCUUAUUUUUAACUGAUUUAGAUUGUCCAGGUGCUGAAGAAUCGCUGAAGUUAUCUCCUUAUCUACGAUAUCCUUUCCGAUGGCUAGCACUCACUAAGAGAUCUGAUGAUAUAAAAUAUAUUUGGAAACUUCCACUGUUUGUUGAUAGCGAUUUUGUGCUAGCAAAACAAAUGGUAGACCACUUCUCUCUCACAGAACUGUAUAAACCCUCGACAUUUGGACCUAUGAGCUCAAUCGCUCGAGGUUAUUAUAAUGGAAGUCUAAUUGACACGAGGGAAAAUAGAGAAAUCUUUAGACGUAGGAAGGACAUUAUGGGACAUCCCUUAACCAUCUCCAACGUCAUACAGGACAGCAACACUUCGCAAUAUCACAUAAUAAAAGAGAACAGAUUGGAGCUUCAUUACGAUGGUACGACAAAACUAUCCUAUGUACACGUGCAAAUAGCCUUCCAAAUGCUAAACGCUACACCGAGACAUGUCUUUAGUCAUCGAUGGGGUUACAAGAAAAACGGACAGUGGUCAGGAAUGAUUAAUGAUAUAAAUACAGGAAAAGCAGACCUAGGCACAAACUGCGUUCCGGCUGUCGAACGCCUCAGCGUAGUUGUCUUCACGGACUGCAUCGCCAACUUCGAAGUUAAAUUCAUCUUUCGCCAACCACCACUCUCUUACGUGUCCAACAUCUUUACUUUGCCAUUUUCGAAAAGUGUUUGGAUCGCCAUAGCGACGUCAUUUGCCAUAUCUACAAUAACUAUAUAUAUAGCAACUAAAUGGGAGGUCAGGACAUUUAAAACGGAUCACACCCAACUCGAUGGCAGCAUUUUUGAUGCUAUGCUUAUAACGAUGAGUGCUCUCAGCCAACAAGGAUGUUCCAAGGAACCAAAAAAGUUGUCAGGUCGUAUUAUGUCCUUUGUUAUCUUCUCGGCGUUGAUGGCGGUGUAUACGGCCUACUCCGCAAAUAUAAUGGUCCUGCUUCAAGCGCCAUCGAGCGCUAUAACUACUCUGGAACAGCUUGCCAACUCCGACAUAAAGCUAGCUGCUCACGACGUGGACUAUAAUCAUUUUGUACUUAAGGCACAAAAAGAUCCAAUAAGGAAAGCGAUAUAUAGGAAAAUUAGUCCAGAAAAGGGCAAGGAGAAUUUUUAUAAUUUCAAUGAAGGAGUUGAACUCUUACGUCAGGGCUUAUUUGCAUUCCACGCAAUUUUGGAACUGGUGUACUUACGCGUCGAGGAAACAUUCCUGGAGAAUGAGAAAUGUGAUUUGAUGCAAUUGGAUUUUAUUAACUCACACGACCCCUUUGUGCCAGUUUAUAAACAUUCCCCGUAUUUGGAGCUGCUGAGAGUUGUGUUCAAGCGUAUCCGCGAAUCAGGCAUUCAGAUGGCCAACCACAGGAGGUUUCAAGUUCCAAAGCCGCGAUGCACCGAGAAGAUAUCAACCUUCAGUAGUGUGGGUAUUGUUCACAUGAAGCCAGUGCUGCUGUUUAUAACUUACGGUUUCCUGGCGGCAUUUCUCAUAAUGUUGGCCGAGAUUUUCGUGUUUAGGAUGAAAAUGUUCAAGAGAAAGGAAUUGAAAUACUUUUCUUUGAGGAAUAGGCCCUCAAAAGAAAAUUUGACCAUAAAGUUUCCUAAUUAAUGACUGUAGAUUCAAUUGUUGCUUAUUAUGUCAAGUUUACCUAUUAUUUUUUUGUUCAUUCAAGCCGAAAUAAAAUAAAAUCUUUCAAAAGAACUAGAGAACCAGAAUAAAUUGACCUUAUAUUUGAUAAAAUCUUACUAAAUAUCACUUUGUAACUCAGUCUGUAACACAAAAUUUUUGGACUUGCAAA